Auxenochlorella protothecoides is the source of this 1701-nucleotide messenger RNA. RefSeq names its product Tryptophan-tRNA ligase, cytoplasmic. Gene Ontology annotation, molecular function: tryptophan-tRNA ligase activity; ATP binding. The record is from RefSeq and is a predicted model, not a curated record. NCBI's taxonomy places the organism in Eukaryota, Viridiplantae, Chlorophyta, Trebouxiophyceae, Chlorellales, Chlorellaceae. The transcript has 14 exons. Gene Ontology annotation, cellular component: cytoplasm. The coding region runs from base 1 to 1701 and encodes 566 amino acids. Gene Ontology annotation, biological process: tryptophanyl-tRNA aminoacylation.
AUGCCCAGCAACAUCAGGGAGCCUGGGCUGACGGCCGGGCAGCUGGGGCUGCUGUACAGCUCCGGCUGGGAGCUGGACAGGAAGGCCGAUGAGCUGCUCCUGCAUGGCAGCGAGCUGCUAGCCUUCCAGAGCGCGAGCGUCGAGCAGCUGGGGGACGUGUGGGUGAGGACGUGCAGGGGUCUGCGGGAGGACACCCGGCGGGCGGUGCAGCUGCAGGACUCUGGUGUCCGGGAUGAGGCCCUGCUGCAGCGCAUACAAGAAGUAUUUGCUCGAGGACGUCUGCGGCUGUGGCACCUAUGCAGGCAUCGCCCCGGCUGCGUCGCCGAGGUCAUUCGCGGUGGGCGCACUCCUGCCUCCAACUCCUUCGCACCGGAGCGGUGGCUGGCGGUGCUGGACGCCGUGCGUUUGACCCCGGAGCAGGAGUCCAUCCUGGACAGGGUCCAGACCGUGGCCCUGUCGCACCUGGACCGGGUCAUGGAGCAGAGGAAGCGGCUGCUGGACGCUGUGGCGCACCUCCGCGAGCGUCGGCCCUCCGGGCUGGGCCAGCUGGAUCUUACCCUCUCACUCAACCUGCACUCUGUGGUGGAGAGGCUGCAGGAGAAUCUGGAGGAGGAGCGCAGGAUCACGACGGUGCCCUGCAAGGCCCUCUUCUCCAACGAUUUCACCCAUUUGCAGGUGGUCACGCCCUGGGAUGUGACCGCCGACAGCGAGGGCAAGAUCAACUACAACAAGCUGGUGGAGCAGUUUGGGUGUCAGAAGAUCGACCCUGAGCUUGUGGCUAGGGUGGAAAGGGUGACGGGGGUGAAGGCCCACCCCUUCCUGAGGAGAGGCAUCUUCUUUGCGCACAGGGAUCUGACGGAGAUCCUUGAUGCCUAUGAGCGCGGGGAACCCUUCUACCUGUACACCGGCCGGGUGCCAUUGGUCAUCCAGCUCACCGACGAUGAGAAAUUCUUGUGGAAGGGUCUGUCUGUCGAGGAGGCCCAGCGCCUGGCACGAGAGAAUGCCAGGGACAUCAUCGCCUGUGGCUUUGACAUCACCAAGACCUUCAUCUUCUCUGACUUUGAGUACCUGGGAGGCGCAUUUUACCGCAAUGUCGCACGCAUCCAGAGGUGUGUCACCAUGAAUCAGGUGAAGGGCAUCUUUGGCUUCACCACAGAUGACUACAUCGGAAAGAUUGCGUUCCCUGCAAUACAGGCUGCACCUGCCUUCCCAGACACCUUCCCCCACAUGUUUGGGGAGCGGAAGGAUAUUCGGUGCCUCGUCCCCUGCGCCAUCGACCAGGACCCCUACUUCCGCAUGACGAGGGAUGGGGAGAGCGGCAAGAUGAGCGCCUCCGACACCGCCUCGGCCAUCUUCGUGACCGACACCGCCAAGGAGAUUGACACCAAGGUGAAGAAGUACGCUUUCAGCGGCGGCGGCGCCACGCGGGAGGAGCACGAGAAGAAUGGGGCCAACCUGGACGUGGACAUCUCCUACCAGUGGCUCCGUUUCUUCAUGCAGGACGACACGCGGCUCGAGGAGAUCGGGCGCGACUACGGCGCGGGGCGGCUGCUGACCGGUCAGGUCAAGGCCGAGUUGGUGGGCGUGCUGGCGGCGAUGGUGCAGCGACACCAGGCCGCGCGGGCGGCGGUGAGCGACGCGGUGGUCGACGCCUUCAUGACCCCUCGCGCCAUGCCCGACCUGUUCCCCCCCCGGGGCUGA